UUUCUUUGGUGCACGAAAACCAAGGAGGCGAAACCCUUGCCCCUUUGCCCCUUGCCCCUUGCCCAGUUCUUCUUUGUCCCUGUUCCCCGCGACCGAAGAUCAAGGGCGAGCAUAAGAGGGGAACCCUAGCCCUUGCUCCCAUCAUCUUCUUCGUUUCCCUUUCCAUCAGUUGUUGAAAAUCCAAUCGGAGGUGAUUGCAAUGGCCGGAAAGUGAUUGCAACGACAGGAGGUAGACAUCCUUCUUCCCUGGCCAGCGUGUCUACUCCUCUUCCCUAACGUCAUCGCGGAAUAUAAAAGGACCAAGACCUCCAAACUGUUGCAGGCGCCAGAGAAGGUUGCUAGAUUAAAAGAGUAGAUACAUUGGGACAUACCAUUUGAGUUUGAUUAAAAUAGAAUGGCUGAGAAAAAGUCAUCCAUUGGCCUUGUAUGGGAGCCAAAAGUACCUCUCCCAUCAGUGACAAAAACUGGGCAUGAGGUAUUACAGAAAUUACCUGAAAAUGUGGUAUGGAAGCCUGAAAGUGAGCUUGUUGAUGGACUCUUUGUUCCACCCAAUGAUCCUAGAAAGAUGAACAAGUUUCUGCGGAAACAAGUUAAAGAUACUGCUGGUAAAAGCUGGUUUGAAAUGCCUGCCCCAACCAUCACUCCGGAGUUAAAGAAAGAUCUCCAAAUGCUAAAGUUGCGUAGUGUAAUUGAUCCAAAGAGGCAUUACAAAAAGGGUGAUUCAAAGUCAAAGACACUUCCCAAGUAUUUUCAGGUUGGUACAGUAAUCGAGUCUGCGUCAGAUUUUUUCUCGGGAAGGCUCACUAAGAAGGAAAGAAAAGCAACCCUUGCAGAUGAGCUACUUUCCGAUCGGUCCCUUGGGGACUACAGGAAACGGAAGGUUCAAGAGAUUCAGGAGCAGAACCACACAGUUGGGAACCAGAAAUGGAAGAUCAAGAGUAAGCAUUCCUGGAAGCGUGCUAAGGAAAGAAGGCAUGUUUGAACAUAGCAAAACACUAUCCUAUCUGUUUCAAUGCUUCUUCGAUUGAUAGGAAACUCCUAUUGUGGUGGACAUGCCUCAAUGCAAUCUGACAUUGUCCUCUUCCCUUCUCGAUUGACUGCGGCCCGGCCUGAUUUUUGUUGUGAAGGAUGGUCACUGCUGAAGGUUACAUUAACAUCUCAGUGUAGCAGAUGUGAAUUUAAUUACAAUAUUCAAUACGAUACCUGGCUAAUACGGAUCAGCAGAGACAGUACAGACAUCCCUUUUUUUGGUAAAAAAAUUCUGGUUUGAUCCCAUAUCAGUCCGAUACGUCCCAAUAUGGCUUAUACGUAUUGGUGUUGCCAAAGACUGAUACCGUGAACUAAACACUUCUAGAGGCACAGUUCACAAAUCAUGUAGUUAGAUUUAUUUUUGUUGAAUAAUAUACUCAUGACACAAUAAGAAAUGAAAACCAAAAUAUAAUCUAUACAAAUAGUAUCAAUAGUUUGAAUUGUUA
This is a messenger RNA of Macadamia integrifolia, 1475 nucleotides long. Its product is annotated as rRNA-processing protein fcf2-like. Bases 395 to 982 code for a protein of 195 amino acids. The transcript is spliced from 7 exons. The record is from RefSeq and is a predicted model, not a curated record. Gene Ontology annotation, cellular component: nucleolus. Gene Ontology annotation, biological process: RNA processing. Gene Ontology annotation, molecular function: RNA binding. Lineage: Eukaryota; Viridiplantae; Streptophyta; Magnoliopsida; Proteales; Proteaceae.